Molecule: messenger RNA, 837 nt
Organism: Thlaspi arvense
Lineage: Eukaryota; Viridiplantae; Streptophyta; Magnoliopsida; Brassicales; Brassicaceae
Source: the annotation of a GenBank genome assembly
AUGGCUACCACCACCACUGCAGCAGCAGCAGCCUCAGGUAUCUUUGGGAUCCGGAUUCAAGAUCCGAGACCCGGUACCGGUAGAGUCCAAGCCCGGUUCGGAUUCAGUUUCGGCAAAAAGAAAUCCCCUCCACCGCCGAAGAAAUCGAAGCAGGUUCAAAACGACGGAGACCGGCUAGUUUGGUUCCCUGGCGCGAGUCCUCCUGAAUGGCUAGACGGAUCCAUGAUCGGAGACCGUGGAUUCGAUCCGUUCGGUUUAGGUAAACCGGCUGAGUAUCUUCAGUACGAUUUCGACGGGCUUGACCAGAACCUUGCGAAGAACGUAGCGGGUGACGUUAUUGGGAUCAUCCAAGAAUCGUCGGAGAUCAAACCGACGCCGUUUCAGCCGUACACCGAAGUCUUCGGGAUCCAACGGUUCAGAGAAUGCGAGCUGAUCCAUGGAAGGUGGGCCAUGCUUGGCACUCUUGGUGCCAUCGCCGUCGAAGCUCUCACUGGAAUCGCCUGGCAAGACGCCGGAAAGGUGGAAUUGGUGGAAGGUUCGUCGUACUUGGGACAGCCAUUGCCUUUUUCGAUAACGACCUUGAUAUGGAUAGAGGUGCUAGUGGUCGGGUACAUCGAGUUCCAGCGUAACUCUGAGCUGGAUCCGGAGAAACGUAUUUACCCGGGUGGGUAUUUUGACCCGUUGGGACUCGGGUCUGACCCAGAGAAGUUGGAUACCUUGAAGCUCGCGGAGAUAAAACACUCUCGUCUCGCUAUGGUCGCAUUUCUCAUCUUUGGUCUUCAGGCAGCCACUACCGGCAAAGGCCCCAUCAGCUUCAUCGCCACUUUUAACAAUUAA